This is a messenger RNA of Paraglomus brasilianum, 756 nucleotides long. The record is from the annotation of a GenBank genome assembly. Lineage: Eukaryota; Fungi; Glomeromycota; Glomeromycetes; Paraglomerales; Paraglomeraceae.
AUGACUAUGUUACAAUCGGAAAACGGUGAAUCGAUAUGUGAAGGAAACGGUAGUGAUAAGGAAAAGUCGGUAUCAAGUGUUCAAGACGUGCGGGAAGCAUCUCCCGCAUUUCGAACUCGUACACUUGUAAACGCAGACGAUGUCUUCAAUCAUAACGCCUGGGAUAAUGUAGAAUGGGAUGAAGAACAGGAGAUGUAUGCGCUCAAGCAGAUCGAAAAACAAGCUAAUUCUCCUGUGCCUGCAGAAGAACAAGAAAGAUAUAUGAAUGAACCAGCAAGUUUCUGGGACGCUUUCUAUGAGAAGAAUGAGAAUAAGUUUUUCAAAGACCGGCAUUGGCUCAAGGUCGAAUUUCCCGAACUGCAUCAGACGAUUUUGAAAGACGCUGGCCCCAAACGCGUUGUUGAGGUUGGUUGUGGUGCAGGAAAUACUCUAUUCCCGCUUCUGGCUGUCAACCAAAACCCCGACUUGUUUAUUUAUGCUUACGAUUUUUCUUCAACUGCAGUCGAAGUAGUAAAGAAUCAUCCAAAAUACGAUGCACAGAAGAGCAAAGCCUUUGUCUGGGAUUUGACAAGUGAUAACAUUCCGGAUUGUGUUGAUGCAGGAUCGAUAGACAUUGUUGUGUUAAUAUUUGUAUUUUCAGCAUUGCAACCUCAACAAUGGGCAAAGGCCGUAGAGAAUGUAUACAAGAUGUUGAAACCUGGCGGAUUGGUGCUUUUCAGAGGUACAGUCAAUUUCCGAAAGAUCCCUCUUUUAUGA